Branchiostoma floridae (Florida lancelet) is the source of this 1199-nucleotide messenger RNA. RefSeq names its product low-density lipoprotein receptor-related protein 8-like. Gene Ontology annotation, molecular function: protein binding. The record is from RefSeq and is a predicted model, not a curated record. The transcript has 7 exons. Lineage: Eukaryota; Metazoa; Chordata; Leptocardii; Amphioxiformes; Branchiostomatidae. Bases 93 to 1118 code for a protein of 341 amino acids.
UGUAUGCACACUUUGCUCCCAUCGCUAUAAAAAGCACAAAUAGAGGAGGUCGUUCUCUUCACCUGUUUUAGCCAUAGCUCGAGCUCACAGCCAUGAAGGUCUUCGCGACAUUUUUGCUAUUUCUCGGAGUCGCACUUGCGUGUGACAGCGACGAGUACGACUGUGGUGCCGGGAACGGCUACUGUAUCCCCGACAACUGGGAGUGCGACGGCUGGGACGACUGCUCAGACGGCGUCGAUGAGUCCAACUGCGGAGGUACCGGUCCCCAGGAACCUGACUGCGUUUUGGCCCACCAACGCCCAUGUGAUAAUGGCGGCUGUGUGCCUCUGAACUGGGUAUGUGACGGCAUGGACGACUGUGGUGACAACAGCGACGAGGAGAACUGCCCAGGCGUCGACCCAGGUCCACUGACCCCAACUCAAUGCUCUGGCACCCAGUUCGAGUGUGCGAACGGCCACUGCACCUACGCCUCGUGGGUUUGUGAUGGAGACAACGACUGUGGUGAUUGGAGUGACGAGCAGAGCUGUUCUGGUGGAAAUCCAGAUCCCGGAUGCCCCAGUGAUCGGUUCGAGUGCGACAAUGGCCGCUGUAUCCUGGCCCAUUGGGAGUGUGACGGCUAUGACGACUGCAGCGACAACAGUGACGAAGACCACUGCCCCGGCGGCGGCGGUAUCAACCCAGUUGUGAACCCCGAGACACCCUGUGGCGGGCAGCUGAAGGAAGAUGCUGGAGUCAUCACCCAUCUGAACUAUGACAACGGCAUGGACUGCGAAUGGGAGAUCUCCGUGUCCGAUGGCAACUACGUGUACAUGGAGUUCACUUCCUUUGAGCUGGAGUCCGCCAGCUCUAGCAGCGGUACCUGCAAUUAUGACCACGUGGAAAUCUAUGAUGGCCUUUCCAAUGACGCCCCUCUUCUGGCCAAACUGUGUGGAGAUGAGCUGCCCAAGCCGAUCCAAAGCACGGGGAACCGCGUGUCCGUCCAGUUUAAGAGUGACGUUAGCAUCACUAAGGACGGUUUUGAGAUGAGGUACUAUGCUGUAGCUAUCGAUGACGGCUCUGGGGAGGGCAGCGGCUCCAAUGUAGUGGACGCACGCGACCAGGACGCCUUCAUCUUCUAAGCAUUUACAAGGGUUUUGUCUUUCUCAUCAGCUAGGGAAACAACUGGAGAUUGUGAAAUAAAGGCAAAUAUCAUUUCAACU